This is a messenger RNA of Stylophora pistillata, 3312 nucleotides long. Its product is annotated as fibroblast growth factor receptor-like. Gene Ontology annotation, molecular function: transmembrane receptor protein tyrosine kinase activity; ATP binding. NCBI's taxonomy places the organism in Eukaryota, Metazoa, Cnidaria, Anthozoa, Scleractinia, Pocilloporidae. Gene Ontology annotation, cellular component: plasma membrane; signaling receptor complex. Gene Ontology annotation, biological process: cell surface receptor protein tyrosine kinase signaling pathway; multicellular organism development; protein phosphorylation. The record is from RefSeq and is a predicted model, not a curated record.
UUAAGGAUGACGGAAUUCCUUUUGCAAUGUCAGAUGUCUCUUGCAAUGGAAAUGAGCCAGAACUUGCAUCUUGUGCUCGUAUUGAUGGCAAAGUUAAGAUCUCACCUCAAUGUUUAUCAGAUGGCAAGGGUUCUCAGGCGUUGUGUCAACCAAAGAACAAAAAAGUGUUGGACACAAAAGAACUCUAUUUUGAUAUUGACAGUAAUGAAAAGCUUCAAUGCUCAGUAAAUAAUGAAACCAGUUAUACAGGAUGGUUCAUUAAUGGUGUAAGGCAAAUCCCAAACUCUACGUCUCAAAGAAUCAGGAUUGAAAAAAGUGGUGAACUGUUCAUUGAUAAAGUGCAGUUGUCUGAUGCAGGACUAUACGAAUGCUCCAGAUUGGAAUAUGUUGAAUAUUACAUUGUCUACGUUAAUGCAAAAUUUACUGAGGACACGCCAAACCAACAAACUAUGACUGCGGGAAAAAAAGGUACUAUAAGGUGCAGUGCCGAGGGAAAGCCAAGGCCACAGAUAUCUUGGAGGAAGAAAGAUGGAAAGCCCUUAAGCAAAGGACGAUUCACUCCAGUAUCCAAUGGCAAUCUACAUAUUAGCCGUGUAAAGCCUGAAGAUGAUGGGACAUUCAUUUGUAGAAUGAAACAAACUAAGGGACCAAAGAGGGUCACAAGCCGUGAUAAAAACAUAAAAGUGACAGUUAUAGUUCGACCAAAAGUGGAUAUUUCAGGAGCAAGCAAUCUCAUCAUAGAGGGAAACAGUGUGAACUUGACGUGUGAAAUUGUGGUUGGUCGGCGUGAGACUGAGAUAACGUGGCUUAAGAAUAAUACUUUGCAGGAAAAGGGUUGGUCUCUCCUUUUCCCUAAAAUAAAAAAGAGCGACGAAGGGCAGUACACUUGUAGAGCAGAGAAUGACGCUGGAAAAGAUACCAAACACGUUAACAUUUCUGUUAAGGUUCCACCCCGUAUAAAGCUUGAGUUCAAGAAUGUUAACAUUGAGCUUCACUCGACGUUUAUUAAAAAGUGUAACUGGAGUGGUGAUCCAGAAGUACAUGUCAACUGGACUAAGGAUGGAGUGCUUCUUAGUACCAACAACACCUUGGCCAUUAGACGUGCGACCUUUAAAGAUAAAGGCCUUUAUGAAUGCACUGCUCAAAAUAAUUAUGGCAAAGCUAACGCCUCCUUCUGGAUCGAUGUUACCGAAGAAGAAGUUCCAAGAGCCAUUCAAGGUUCCAAUUCUUUGUGGUAUUACAUUGGUGGAUUAGUGGCGGUGGUGAUUGUCAUUUCGCUGAUUGCCUGCUUUUUCUGCAAGCGUCGAAGGACAGCUAUGGCUCUCCCUGAUCAAGAGCAGGCAAUUCAGAUGGAGCCAUUGAAUGUAGAGGUAGAUGAAUGGGAGAUUGAGGUGAGCCGUGUCCUGCUUCAAGAAGUCAUUGGGCGAGGGGCGUUCGGAGCCGUAUGGAGAGCUCUCCUGAGUUCACCGAAUGGAAGGCCUGGAAACCGAACAGUCGCCGCUAAAUGCUUCACGCCCACUGCUGGAGAGGAGGGAAGGAAAUGUUUGAUGAGAGAAAUUGAGCUGGGAAAACUUAUCGGUGAAAACAAUCAGCCAAACAUUGUAAAGUUCAUGGGCUGCGUUACAACUCAAAUUCACCCAAUUCUCAUCAUGGAAUACAUGCCAUGCGGUGACCUACUUGGUUACCUGAGAAAAUGCCGAGGAGUCAGGGACCGGUAUUAUCUUGGUGAGGGAAGGGCUCAAGAUUUGACCAACUACGAUCUUGUGAUGUUUGCCAAACAAAUCGCUGCUGGCAUGGUGUUCCUUGGAUCGAGAGGGAUCAUUCAUCGUGACCUUGCGGCCCGAAACGUUCUCCUCGAUAACAACUAUGUUUGCAAAGUGACCGACUUUGGCAUGGCAUAUCAAAGCUUUAAAUAUGGCCAUGGAAAUGCCAAAAAGGGAUGUUUGCCAAUCAAAUGGACUGCACCAGAAAUUCUGCUGGGAAACCUCGCUGGACGUUCCACUUUGAGUGAUGUGUGGUCCUAUGGAAUCGUUCUGUAUGAGAUAGUUACCCUUGGAGGAAUUCCAUACGAUGGAUGGUCAGAAGGCAGGGUGGUUGCAGAGGUCACAAAAGGAUAUCAGCUGCCAAAGCCUGAUCAUAUUGAUAAAAAACUGCAUGAUAUGAUGAAACGGUGCUGGAAUUUUAACCCUGACUUCCGUCCUCCAUUUGAAAACCUGCGACAAAGAAUGGACAAAUACAUUCGUGAAGAGACAUAUGAGGAACUACUUAAUCUGGGAGCUUAUGACAAGAAAAAAUACUCCAGGGUUGAAGAUCUUGGAGAUGAAGAUGCUGGACAGAGUGAGGAAGUUGCAAAGAAGGUUGCUGCUAAAAGAUUGGGAAAAUGGUCCAGUGCUCGCCGUUAGGGUACCUUUCCGUCACCUUUCAGUGCUAAACUAUGCGUGAUGACAGCGAUGAUUUUAAGGUCUUUCCAUGUUAAAGAAUCAAGUGAUAUCUUUGUUUUAGAUAAUAAUUCAUUAAGUUAAUUGUUUAAAGAUAAAAAUAAUUAAUCAAUUCAGUUGGAUUCAGAGUACGAGAACUUGGGUAGAUAUUACUUAAGUUUCCUUCGCUGAUUAAAACAGGAUAGAAAGAGAUAAAAUAACAUCCAAACAAUCAAAAACAAAACAACAAAGACAACUUGAGAAGCGGCCCGUUUAUACUCUUUAAAUUUGCAAGCUGUUGCAGUGAAAACAUUCCGCCGUAAAAUUUUUUUGUAGCAAAUCUGGAAGGGAAUACUCCCAAGGAUAUUUGAAAUUUGGUAAUUUUUUUGUAGUUUGGUAUUGGAUUAGUAGUGUGGUAUUAAUUACCAUUGAAGUAUCCCGUAUGCCGAUAUUAUUGACUCCGUAACUGAUGUCCUUUAAUUGAAAUGCAUUUUGCUCUCAUAUUGCUUUGUUUAACUUUCGAGCCAUUGCUAUUUGAAAACAAUUGACUGCAUUGAUAUUUAAAUUUAUUGCUUUGCUUUAAGUUUUAAAGGCUUUUGUCGUAAACGGAGAGAACCGUCUUAACAGAGUGAGUAAAUUUAGAUUACUAAUUUUCUUAUGUGGUUUCGGUUCGUACGAGAAAAAAAGGGAACGCUUAUGAGGAGCGUUCGUUUUGGUAGACAGACAACUUUGUCGUGGUAAAACGGAAUUCUUAUUUGAAAACUGAAUGGAUGUAGAUCAUGUAUAUGUAUGAGCGUUUAUUUCUGUACUCUACAAAAAUCACACAAAGAAAACUGUAUUUAGUGUUAUGUCACCCCAUCUAUUUAAUAUCUGCAAUUAAAAGGUUAGAAGCAUA